Molecule: messenger RNA, 114 nt
Organism: Penicillium oxalicum
Lineage: Eukaryota; Fungi; Ascomycota; Eurotiomycetes; Eurotiales; Aspergillaceae
Exons: 1
Coding region: 1-114 (37 amino acids)
Source: RefSeq, a predicted model, not a curated record
AUGCUUUCCAAACCGUGGUCUUUCCAAACCGUAGUCUUUCCAAACCGUGGUCUUUCCAAACCGUGGUCUUUCAAAACCGUGGUCUUUCAAAACCGUGAUCUUUCCAAACCGUAA